Molecule: messenger RNA, 1939 nt
Organism: Lentinula edodes (shiitake mushroom)
Lineage: Eukaryota; Fungi; Basidiomycota; Agaricomycetes; Agaricales; Omphalotaceae
Exons: 3
Coding region: 338-1675 (445 amino acids)
Source: RefSeq, a predicted model, not a curated record
AUAAUCUCCUUUCUGCCUCUCGAAUUGAGCCGGUUGUCCAUUAGUUUACCGAAUCGGGUAAGCUUCAUUUCUGCUUCCACAUUCAUUACCUCUUCUCUUUGUGCUUCUUCGCACAUUUACAUCAAGGGUUCCAUUUUGUCUUGCUCGAGUGCCUUUCAAGACAUGCACAACCUAAGCCUCAAGUUCUGAUACUUAUACGCAUAAAUAGCUUGUCCUGAUCUUCAUCCCUCUUCAUCUGCGUCCUCAUUUUUCGAUACCUUCAUUGGCCGACUGAGAGGGGACUAAAAUCCGUGUAAUAUUCCUACUUCACUGGUUUAGCUUUCAGGCAAUCUCAUCCAUGAACUACCAGAUAGAUUACGCACACCGAUCUCGCAACUGCCAAUGUAAGCGCGAGUACGAGGAUAUGAUAUCUAGAAAUGCGUGUACUCGACAUUCGGACACGUUGACAUCUCCUGGGUACGAACCGGAUCGUAUUGAGCCGUCCACUCACCCGUACUCCUACAACAUAUGUACACCUCAUGUUCAUCGCACGAGUACGGAUCGGAAUUCAGGAAUGUCCCACCCAGGAUACCGUCCGCGACAGAGUAUCCCGAGCGAUGUCUGUAACAUGCCAUCGUGCUUGAAUGACGAAAAAGGAGCCGAGGUUAAUCUGGGACAAGAUGACCCACGCCAAAAAGAAAACUCGAGGACAAGCAGCGAGGUUCAUGCAGAGCACUCGAAUCUUAGCGAAGUGCAUGCGAUAGAUCCAGCCUGUCUGCGCCCAAUAGUCAGAUUUGACUAUGCGUGUCUUGAAGACCUCGAUGAAGAGCUUAUCCUUCGACCAAGGAGCGCGUUCGCGGAAAUGUGCUGGUCGACUGCAGUACAAAACAUACCUCGGACGACCAGACAUAGCCAAUCUUCAGCGCAGAGUCCCCCUUCUAAAUGUUGCCAACCGUGCUCCGCGCUCAACUGGCGCUCACCUUCGCACUCUUCACGCUUCCCCUUGAAUUUUAAGGUAUCAGAAGGUUUCUUCGCCACAGACGAAGGCGGUCAGUCGGAAUGCCACUCUAGCUCAGAAUCGGACCGUUCACCUUCCAACACCUGGUAUGGUUCUAUUGAAGAAUCUUCUGUGAUGGUGGUCACCGGGCGUUUAAAUGUUUUAGAGAAUCAUGAUGGUGUGAAGUUGUUUGAAAAGAAAUCUAGUCCUAGGAUUGUUGUCGUACCUUCGGACUCAAUCAUUCAUGUCGCUUCCACGUACUAUCACGAGCUCGAUAAUGCAGCCGCCAGUGAUCGGCUCGACAUUCCUCGCCAUUGCGGUGAUUACAGCGAUAAUGAAAGCUCCAGAAUGGAUUUUCAUGACGAAGAAGAAUCCAACGCUGACGUGGGACCAUGCAUUUCUAUCCAGGACGAUGAUGAUGUUCUUCUCUCACAGCCUCACUUUCUCCCAACUCUAAUAACUCAUUCCGUUCCCCAUACAGAUGCACUCCUAUAUUCGAAUCUAUAUUCAUAUGGAGUAGCAAAUCCUCAGGAAUCAGUCGGCUUUUUUCCCAUUCCGGUUGCUGGAUCCAGGACCACUGUCAACGGAGAAGGCCGUUGUAAAAUAAAACUUCCUCUAAGGAGCGGGAGCUUUGGAAGUAGUGUCUCGAAAUUCUGUCAGGCUGUCUUCCCUCUGUCGAAACGGGUAGUCAAACGAUAGUCAGAUACCGGGAUUGCGUUCGAGAAGUGUAGAGAAAGCGAAGCUGCGCGCGCUGUUCGGGCCGUAUGCUUAGAAUGAAAGUUCAAUGAACUAUUCAAUUGAGUCUUCGACAAGGCCAAUGAAGGAACAGAGGUGUUGGCCAUUCAUUCUAUGACAUUUUUCAUCACUACAUUCCGACUUCAGUCCAUUGAACAGACUUUUCUCUACUGGAACGAGUGUACAUACUUUGUUUGGUUCAAAUGAUAACUUUGAUAUAUGACCGGU